Messenger RNA from Porites lobata, 2936 nucleotides. The record is from the annotation of a GenBank genome assembly. NCBI's taxonomy places the organism in Eukaryota, Metazoa, Cnidaria, Anthozoa, Scleractinia, Poritidae.
AUGGCGGAAACUUCGUUCGUAAUUCAGCAAACCUUCUCGGACCGGAAGCCUCCUCGCAUGCCGAAAUGCGCGCGGUGUCGCAACCACGGCAAGGUAUCGUGGUUAAAGGGCCACAAGCGAUACUGUCCAUGGAGGGAUUGCAAUUGCGCUCAGUGCACCCUGAUUGCGGAAAGACAGCGCGUCAUGGCAGCGCAAGUCGCGCUCCGUAGGCAACAGACUCAGGAGGAGAGCAUGCGAGUCCAACUGACGAAGAAAACACCCGCAUUCAUAGCACCCCAUGUUCCCCCUGUCCCGCAGUUAAACGGUGUUGCAAUACACUGCGCAGAGGAUAAGGCUCCUGCAGUACUGUACAGGGCAGUUACGCAAGGUAACUUCAAUGUUAAGUUAACUAAACACUUUAGGAAUUCGUGAUUUAGUUGCGAUUUUCCGCUCAUUUACACAUAUACAUGACUGGCAGGUACAAUUUUAUAACAUGUAGCAAAUUGGUAUAUGUUUGCAGUUUCUUAACUUGUCAAUUACACGCCUCCAAGACAAACACAACAGCGUUUCAUCUCGGUAUGUUUCUUUGCGCUGUUUGCACAAGCGUUAUCGUGCGAUGACAGGGUGAUAUUUUGCGGAGAAACCGUCUGACUUUCAAAGUACCCUUUCAACGUCGGAAGAAAUCAAUUCUCUUUAAUAUCGAUGAGUAGAAUAUGCACACAAGUUGAGCAGACCAUUUAAUUAGCCCUUGCUCUUUUCCUAUUGUUAGUCAAGGCAUUUUAUAAAAAAAGCUAUAUCUUUUCAAGUAAAUGAGCAAACCCAAGAUAUCUAUAUUAAACUUUGUUUGAAUGAUUUAAAUAAAGGCCCGGCUGUGUUCUUUUCUUGAAACUUGAAAGUUCCAAAAAGAAAACUUCCGACAGAAGGCCUUCGCAUCAGAGUCAUCCAUUGUCCCAAAGAGAAACGAAAAGUUUUGUUUUACGGAUGAAAGCUCAACAAAAGGUUCAGGCUGAGCGCUUUUAAAAACAUGAAGUAUCAUUAUGCAUAUUAAGGGCCGUCGGCACUUAAAUUUGAUAAUUUAAUUCGUUUUACCAUGCCUUUUUAUGAAUUCUUUCUUUUUUCCUUUUACCAGUUACCUGCCUGAAAAGUCUAAGUUUGCUUCGACAAUUUUUCACGUGCAUUAACUAAAUAUUCUUGUAGGUGCAAACGAUAGAAAUAGUGCAUUAAAAGCUUUUCUUGAGAUAAUUUGUUUCAGAUUCGAUUUUUUAUUUCAGAGGCCAAUUUUGUCCGGAACUUCAGUUCUCAAAUAAAUGAGCUAUUAUGGAUAAUCUCGUAAAAGCUUUUCCAUCGUACUUAAAAUAGAUAUGUCAUAGUGUUUACUUGAAAAAAUACAACCUUGAUCAAGCAUACACAUGCAAAAACCGGUAUUAAGAAAAACCUGAAUGGAUCUUUCCCCGAAGUCUCGCCAAGAGGGUGUGGAAAAUUGGUUUAUAAAAAUACGUAACCGUAAGACUAGACUUCAUUGAAAUAAGUGACAUAUAAAAAACUAAGGAAACUUUUCGCGGUUACAAAAGAUCACGUUCGCUUGUAUAUAAAAGUUUCUUUCUAAUGCUAGUAAAAUUCUACAGUGAAUAUUUUCAUUGCCUAGAAACUGGUUCAAUCCAGUUGCUUCUCUGAAACGACGUUUUUGUCAUGUUAUCUAAGCUUCCCCAAAUAAAGGAUCUUUCCACUGACAAGUAAUCGAGUUUGAAAGACGACUGCCCUUUUUAAAGCUCAAAUUUCAAAAGUAUGGGAAAAAAUGUCGAUUUUUUGAAUAAGUUAGUUCUUACGAACACCAUUCGUGCGUGUGUCGAUCCCGGAGAAACUAAAACUCCUACUUUCUUUAUGUCUUCCAUAGACUCUGAAGUUGAAUCAUGUUUAACACCAUCAUCAACAGUGUCACUUUGCUCUGAGAGCUAGGGGAAGUUUGGAGAUGCCUUUUGAGAUGACGUAUUAAAAAAAUUGAUAAAAAUUGAACCCUCACUAGGAAAUGCAUUUCGCGCCUCUCUUUUGUUGGAUAUUUUAUUUUGCGCCGACCCUGGGAACGAAGUUGGAACUGCUCCCGGUUUCGAGCGAAUCUGAAUCUUUUCAUUGCUCUUUUUCCCUCAGAAGCAGAGAGUGAAGUGGUGAGAGACACAAAACAGACAGCUCAGGGGAAGCCCAACGAAACACAAGACCUCAAAAUCAAAGAAGAGCCAGUUAGUCCUGUUAGCUUCGAAGAAAAUAGAUCUUCAGAUUCCGAAGAACAAAAUCGCAAAAGGUCCUUCAGCGAGGGUGAAAAAGAACGAGAGCAGGAACCCGAGCGUCCAAAAGUACCUCGCCUGUCCCCCCACAGAAAGGAAACUGAGACAUUUAGAUCAUCCCUAGAGCUGCUUCAGCGAAUAUUCCCUCACCAGAGCAGAGCUAUCUUAGAAUUAAUCCUCGGCGCCUGCGAAGAAGACAUCGUCAAGGCCAUCGAGUCGCUUCUCCCAGAAAACAGUCUGAGACCUUUUUCAUUUCCGCUAUCCGUCAGAGGCUUUGGAUCAGGGACGCUAAUUCCUUGCGACAGCGUUUCCAAGUCAGCGUUCUCGCCCAUUGCAAAAUCUCCAUCUUAUGCAUAUCCGGGAACUCUACCUUUGCAGUCGCCAUCUCUGAAAAGCCCGAGUGAAAAAAGCCCGGGUACUCCCAGUGCAUUUCAACCGGUCCACCCAUGCAGCCCGGCUGAACUAAGCCCAUCGCUUCCGGAGAGAUUCCAGUUCCCAGUCAUGGCGGGGUACUUCUUCAACCGGCCCACGGCACCGUCAGCGCUUAAUAUCCUGCUGGAUUCUCCGCAUCAAAGGACUGGGUCAGCUCCACCCUCAUCAAGGUUUUGUAGGCAUUGUGGGUUUUCAAGCAAAGUUGCGGACAAGUUUUGUAGCGAAUGCGGCAAGGCUUUGGAGUAA